Vigna angularis (adzuki bean) is the source of this 1205-nucleotide messenger RNA. RefSeq lists its product as uncharacterized. The transcript has 4 exons. The record is from RefSeq and is a predicted model, not a curated record. The coding region runs from base 611 to 1024 and encodes 137 amino acids. NCBI's taxonomy places the organism in Eukaryota, Viridiplantae, Streptophyta, Magnoliopsida, Fabales, Fabaceae.
CCCAGGUGAGUUCUGCAGAAUUCCUCACCUACAAGCAAUUUCGAUAACCUAGGUUGUAGCUGUUGGGGUUUGGUGGUUGUAGGGUUCAAACCAGGGGUUGGGGUCAUAGGAUGUGAGUUGUAGCUAUUAGGGUUUGGAGCAGUGGCUGGUGCACGGGAUGUGGGUUGUAGCUUUUGGGGUUCCGAGUAGGGGCUGAGGCACAGGACGUGUAGAAGGUUCCAACACAUUGGGUUAAACAUUCUGAAUGGUUUUAAUUUGGCAUGUCUUCACUUUGCUCGUGUACUGCUUUUGUUGAGCCAUUCUUGCAUUUAGACCUUGUGAUAAUCCUAAGGUGAAGUGCUCUUUGUAACAAAACGGAGUGUUUCUUGAAAUUGGAUGAUAUUGGCGGUUAUUAGUAAUUAGGUAAUCUAAUAUAUCAUAUAAGUGUUAAUAUUUAUGUAUAGAACACAAUCAGGCAUUCAUGUGGCUGCUGCUAGAUAAAUUUCAACUCUAGCUUAGGAUGAGUGUAUUAAAUAUAUAACGGGUUGUUGGGAAUCAAAAGUUGGACUUGAAGUAAGUGGCUCAAAUAUCAGUGUCAGAAUAGAAAGCAUAUGUAUGGCACGAGCUUGAAAUGAGUGUCACAGAAACAUCCAAGAAAACUGGUGCUCCCCAAAUUGUUAAGUUGAACAAGGCAUUGAAAUUGGCCGAGUUAUGGGUAAAUAAUAUGAGCAAAGAUGGUGAUGAUCAUAGAACAAAUGUGGAUUUAGAGGGUAGACCUUCCGGGCUUGGUCUAGGUGCAAAAGUUUCACGCCAGUCAAAAUUUGUACCUUCCGAUGACCCUGUCGAAAAGAAGUUGUAUGCCAAAUUGACGGCUGAAAAAAGAAAAGCAGCCAAUAUUGCUAAAAAGUCUGCCACAAUUGCGAGAGAUGAUUUAGAUGACGAUGAAGACAGCGAGGACUUAGAUAGCAGAACUAAUGCGUUUGCUAAGAGGAAGGCAACGGUACCUUUGACCUCUUCUAUAUUGCGAAAUAAGAAGCAGAAGUGACAUUCACUGAUGAGUUCUUUUAUUCUGCAAGGCUGUAAAGUAUCACAUUUUGCAUUUGCCUUCUUGCAAUUUUGGCUUAAUGUAUAUUUUUCUUGAUUGACCUUUUGACUUUUGAGCACUUAUAUUUUUACGUGUAACUGAUAUUAUUGUAUAAUCAGUCCAUAGUGUUCUUGCUUGGUGC